This is a messenger RNA of Mercenaria mercenaria, 1735 nucleotides long. RefSeq lists its product as uncharacterized. The coding region runs from base 57 to 731 and encodes 224 amino acids. The transcript has 5 exons. The record is from RefSeq and is a predicted model, not a curated record. Lineage: Eukaryota; Metazoa; Mollusca; Bivalvia; Venerida; Veneridae.
AUUUGUCAUGACUUGUUAGUUUUAUUGUUGUAGUAAGUAAAAAGAAUUCGGCACUCAUGAAGGAGAAAGAGAUGAUACUACAAGCUUUUACUGUUUUGGCUACUAUCGUUUUAUUUGCAAAUGGUCAGCAUGGACAGAAAUUACCACCAUUUGCAACAAGCAAGUACCUAGGAGAUGUAAAAGACAAAAUAAAGAUACAACCUGCGCCAAUGCCCAAUCUCAACCUUAUGGGUACGCUUGGUCCUUGGUUUUACCAGUUUCAUAUAGAUCCUUGUAGUUGGGCCGUAGCUGAGGAGUUCACAAAUUAUAUGCAGGUUCGAGAACUACAAGGAAACAACAUUUUAUUACAUGAAACAAUGAGAAGCCAUGACCUGUGUAAUACCGUUACAUCAAUAGUUAUUGUCAGAGGGCCUGGUGUUUUUAUGGGCAAAGAUCUUGUUGGUAAUAACUGGAGUGGUAAGAUAAUCUUGGUUGCAACGGACUAUACAAGCUUUGCUAUAAAUUGGGGAUGCACAAAGUGGUCAGUAUUUAAUGAUGGACUAUGUGAAGAUCCUUCUGUAUAUGUAAAGACUAGAGAACUAAACCCACAUCCGAAAGUACUGAGACGCAUAGAAACGGUUCUACAAAAUACGUGGGGAAUCUCUGUUAACCAACUGAGGAGGAUAUCUAAUGAAAAACCUUGCUCAACUGGAGGCUCCUCUUGGAUAAAAAAGAACGGGAACGUUGGCUAAGAAUGUCAGUAUUUGAAGCGUAACAAGAAAUAUCUUUAAAAAUGAUGGUCGGCGAAUUGUAAUAAGGAAAGAAGUUUAUGGAUUUUUCAUCUAACAAUCAUCUUUCAUCUAACAUUUUGCAAAACAAAACACCGCACUUUAACAAUUUAAAUUGUUCUCUUUUAAUUUUUCGCAAAAGUUUCGUAGGGUUGCAAUUUUGUUUCGUUUAUCCUUAGACGAAUAAUUACAGCAGUAGUUUGAUGAAGAUUCACGAAGCGGUUCAUGAGAAGAGGUCAUUAAACGUAUUUAUAUUUUUAGCUAAAUUGGUCCCUAUCCCUAUUGUAACAAAAUAGCAAGAGACCUUACGAUAUUGUUACACAUCGAGUUUGAUAAAAAUCCAUUACAUUUUAGUGGUUAAUGCGAAGAAAGGCAUAUCUAUUUUUAGCUAUAGUGGUCCCUAAUAGGGCCCAAGUUCCUAUAUAAAUAAAUUUGGAAGAGGACCUUAUAAUGAUGCUCCAGACCAAGUAUGACAAAGAUCCACCAAGCUGUUCAUGAGACGCCGUAUAAAGGCAUUUCUAGUUUUAGGUCUAGCAGCCCCUACAAGGGGUUAAAUGUCCCAGCUGAACAAAGUCGGCUGCGGGCCUAAUAAAGAUGCUACAAAUCAAGUUUGAUUAGAAUACAUGAAAAAAAAAAUCAAUUAAAGGACUUUUUUAUUUAUUAUUUUUUUUUAUUUCUAAAAUAGGCCAACUGAUCCCGCUUUAACAAAUGCAUAUUCGCCAUUCAUGAAUCUUUGGACAAUGACGUCACAACUAUAAAAAAGUGAAGGUCAAGCAAAACAUACAAUUGUAAUUAUUUCAAUAUUUCUGUUUCAUAAGCAAAGUUUGACCGUAGUCAUAUCACAUAGAUAAACUGUAUGCAGCGUACCUUCAUUUCAGUGUACUGAGAUUCAGUCAUUAUAUAGCAUAUAUAUAAUAAAACAGAUUUCAACUGAGUUCAAUCUUUGCAUACCAUACUAAAGAAAGAUA